UCAGAUUUAUUAUCAUUAAUUAUUAUCACAGAUUACAGUGUAACAUGGGGUAACUGAUGCAACAAGCAGAAAUUCAACUUUGUAAUUUAUAUUUAAUUUAGUACAGUAAUUAUUAAAGAUUUCAUACCUCGCAGACUAUUUCAAAAUAUAUUAAUAGCAGUAUAAGAAUUAUAUAUCACUAGAAUCAACUCUAAUGAUGUACAUGUAAUCAUGCGAGUUGUAUGUAAAUAUUCUUCACCCCGCCACUUUAUUUAAAUAUUUUGUAUUAUCAUUUUAAACUACAUGAAAAACAGUUUUAUCCGCUAGUCAGACGAUAAAGUUCCAAGCACCAAGAUGUCUUAUAAGAUUUUGAAGACAGUGAUGAGGACAUAUUCUUCAUGUCCUAAAAAAGUUCCUCAAGUAUGUAUAGUGGGAGCUGGGCCGGCUGGAUUUUACGCUGCGAUGCAUCUAACAAAAAAUAUGGAAUGCAAUGUAGAUAUUAUGGAGAAACUUCCAGUGCCUUUUGGAUUAAUAAGAUAUGGUGUGGCUCCAGAUCACCCGGAAGUAAAAAAUGUAAUUAAUCAGUUUACAAAAGUAGCACUUCAGCCGAAUGUAAAUUUUUAUGGCAACAUCACUCUGGGGAAAGAUGUUGGACUCCACCAGCUGAGACAACAUUAUGAUGCUGUUCUUUUGACUUAUGGUGCUGAGGAAGACAAGAUAUUGGGUAUAGAAAAUGAAGAUGCAAAUAAUGUUAUAGCCGCUCGCAACUUUGUUGGGUGGUAUAAUGGUUUACCAAGUGAUAAAGAUUUAAAAAUUGACUUAUCUUGCAACACAGCUGCAAUUCUUGGACAAGGAAAUGUGGCAUUAGAUGUAGCAAGAAUUCUCUUUACCCCAAUUGAUGAACUGAAAAAAACUGACAUUACUGAACAUGCACUUCAAGCCCUAGCAGAAUCUAAAAUUAAAGAAUUAUUAUUGAUUGGGAGAAGAGGCCCUCUUCAGGUAGCUUUCACAAUAAAAGAACUUAGGGAGCAGCUGAAAUUGAAAAAUUGUAAAACUGUUUGGAGAGAGCUAGACUUCCAUAAUAUCGAUAAUAUUGUACAAGAUCUACCUCGCCCUAGAAAACGAUUGACUGAACUAAUGUUAAAAUCACUGAAUGAAAAACAAACUGUUGCAGACAGUCAUGAUUUGAAAUAUUUCAAACCAAUGUUCUUUAGAAGUCCAAAUAAAUUUUUAGUUAAUGAUCAGAAGCAGUUGAUUGGUUUAGAAUUAACAUGUAACAAACUUGUAGGGGAUAAAUGGGAAAAUCAAAAAUGUGUAGCAACUGAAGCUACAGAAAAUGUGGAUUGUGGUCUAGCUUUUAGGAGUAUUGGAUAUAAAAGUAUAAAGGCUGAUAAUGAUCUAGUAUUUAAGAAUGGAUUGGUAGUAAAUAAUAAGGGUUGUGUUGUAGAUAAUAGUCCUAAGGAUUUGGCUAAGUUAUAUGUAGCUGGGUGGUUGGGAACAGGACCUGUAGGUGUAAUAUUGCAUACAAUGGGAAAUGCUUUCCAAGUUGCAAAAACUAUUUGUGAAGAUUUGAAUAGCGGAGCUCAAUGCAAAAAUGGAUUUGAAAGCAUCAAAAAUGAAAUACAGAGUAAGACUGUUAUAAUCGAUUGGAAGGGUUGGGAAAAAAUCGAUAAAUAUGAAGUUGAUCAGGGGAAGAAAAUUGGAAAACCCCGCGAAAAAGUAUGCAGUAUUGAAAAGAUGGUUGAAAUUGCUUGUUAGUAUAACUAACAAAAUAAUAUUGUGAAAUAAAUUGUUUUAAAUCAAUAAUAAUUUACACUGAUUCAAAUUAUAUUUUUGUUAAUAUUUUAUUUAAACAAAAAAUUGUCUUAUCGCCCGUUUAUUAAGUUUGUCUCCAGCCUAGAUAUGGAUGAUCGUGCGCCGCCGCUCUAAUCUUGCACGGCAUGCAUUUUGUUAAAUUUUUAUUUCUUUUUGUAAAAUUUUAAUAAUGAUGGGGCAUCAAAGAUAUUUUAAGUUUGAUAUCAGAUAAAAACUACUAAUAACUUAUAUCGAAAAAAAAUGUCAGUCAAAAUUCUGUGAUAAUAGAAUUAGCCAGUUUUAUGCUCUGUGGGGUCAAGGCAAAGCAAGAGUCAAGACCCAUAAUAUACAUGCUAGGAAUUAGUGUUUGUGUUGAGAGAAGGACAGUGCCAGGCAAAAGUAAAGCAAAAGAUGUAUGCUAGAAUAUUUUUUGAAGAGCGGUAAAGGAGCAGCAGAGAAGGAAAACCAACACCUCACCCCCGGUAGAUACAAAAGCCGAGCGAGAAAUAAACAAGUGUUUAAGAUUUACUUAUGUGUACGAUCAUAACUGCGCAAAAUUGUGUUGCACUUCUUCUUCAUAGUUCUUCUUUAUAGUUAUACACUAUAAAGAAGGAUAUCAGAGCCAAAUUUAAACUCCAUAAGUUGUUACCAAUUGGUAAGAAAUAGGCAUGGCGAAAUCGAUUCUUCGAUUUUUAAAUGUAAUCGAAAUAAAUGAUUUUUUAUUCCUGGUA
Molecule: messenger RNA, 2504 nt
Organism: Manduca sexta (tobacco hornworm)
Lineage: Eukaryota; Metazoa; Arthropoda; Insecta; Lepidoptera; Sphingidae
Gene: dare
Product: NADPH:adrenodoxin oxidoreductase, mitochondrial
Exons: 4
Coding region: 334-1737 (467 amino acids)
Biological process (GO): ubiquinone biosynthetic process
Cellular component (GO): mitochondrion
Source: RefSeq, a predicted model, not a curated record